Penicillium maclennaniae is the source of this 3021-nucleotide messenger RNA. RefSeq lists its product as uncharacterized. Bases 1 to 3021 code for a protein of 1006 amino acids. Gene Ontology annotation, cellular component: RNA polymerase I core factor complex. Gene Ontology annotation, molecular function: RNA polymerase I transcription regulatory region sequence-specific DNA binding; RNA polymerase I general transcription initiation factor binding. The transcript has 3 exons. The record is from RefSeq and is a predicted model, not a curated record. NCBI's taxonomy places the organism in Eukaryota, Fungi, Ascomycota, Eurotiomycetes, Eurotiales, Aspergillaceae. Gene Ontology annotation, biological process: nucleolar large rRNA transcription by RNA polymerase I.
AUGGAUGAUUAUCCCGACAGUGCUCUACACUAUGGGCACGUGGGACGAGCUGUCUAUCUCCCAGCGACGAAGGAAUGGACAUUCGCCCGCUCUUUCGCCCGCUGUACCCCCAUUUCAUAUACCGGACUGACACGGACUACAAUUUUGCCGGCGCUGAACACCGCCGACCUAAAACCGCGACCCAAAAUUUCUCGACAAGCAGACGACCAACUGAUUUCGAACGCCCACCCCGAACUUGCAGGACAAUGGCCUACUCUUCGCGACCAUGCCCUUUCCAAGAUAAUCAUGAAUGCAGCCGAUCUUUGCGACCCACAGAUCUCUUCCAUCUUUGCCUUGGGUUAUGCUCUAGACCAUGCGAGCGAUGAUUCAACGAGUAUACCGGAACCGGUGGCUGUAGCAGCCUCAGUGACUGGCAUUGGUCGCGAUAUCAUCUCGUUCCGGUUGAUGAAGGAUGACCUGGUGGAGAUCCAGAAUGAGGGGUUUCGACACGAUGCUUCUUUACUUAUACCAUCCAUUGGUGAUGUGGAGACAACUGAAUGGUCGCAGCGAAAAGCCCCGAUCCAGCAACUCCGUUUUGCACGAACCGUAGGAAAGAAGGCCACUUGGAUGGCUGCUCGAUUGAAGACGUCAGUCAUGAUCUUUCGACCCAUUCUUCAGUCUGUGCCCGUGCCCGCGCACAUCAACGCUACCGAUACGGAGGCUCUCUCUAUCUCUUUCCGAAACUCUCGACUCGACGCCAACCCCGUAGUGGAGUUGCUGCAAGACUUUACGGGAGGAUUUACCUUAGCUGAUGUGACUUUCAAUCCGUGGUACUCGAGGAUAUUCGGCGUCGUUGACAUUAUGGGCAACUGGUCCGUUUGGGAAAUCACAGGGCGGCAGAAGAAGCAUGGAUCCACCUACGCUCCUAGGAAACUCAUGAUGGCCUCAUUACCGACCUCACCUCCGAGAGAGCCCAAAUCUGUGCGUCCAAGACACGACGGCUGGGCAUCGAUCGAGUGGGUCGCUGAUUCCUCGACCGUAGUGGUUUCUGAUCGUCGUUCCACUGUGCUUUACGAGAUGACCGACGAGUUGACCAGCAAGAGUGUUCGAUCUAGCAUUGUCGAACUUGGCAUGGACAAAAAAUCCGAGUGGAUUCUGGAUUUACAACGAAGCAUACAGAAUCCGUCUCACUUCUUCAUCCUCACAAGCUCCCGACUUCUGUGGUUUGAUGUCACAAGAGCGUCGAUUUCAAAUGGCACGAGGACAUCACUAUUUCCGUCCCUAACCUGGCGUCAUUUUCGAGAUCCUGAGGAUACAACAUUACAUAUCAGCGAUCUCCUGGUUAAUGGCGAUCUGUACAUGAUUUUAUAUUCGCGACUCACCGACCUUGUCCAAGGAUUUCCAUGUCCCAUUCUCGAGGGUGGAAAGACAGAACUGGUCUCCGUGCCCGAUCCUUUUAUUCUCAAGUUUCCCAAAGAAGGGGAACUUUUUCCCGAGAACACGCCCUUGAAUUACUCGACAGUCGUGUUUCGACAAGUACACCACACUCCUGCACAUGCGACAAUGCACCACAAUCCCAACAUGACGCUAAUCAAACUCUUCUGGGCUGAUCAACACCUGUCCGUUCAUGAAACGCUGUUUAAAGGCCCAGACAAUCACCAGAGACAGGCCGGAGAGAAGGCGCUUCGCGAGUCUUUCAGUAUAUUGCAGACCAAAACGCCUUUUCCACUUGUGAAAAAGGACUAUACCGAUGAAGUUGGGUUCGAUGACGAGGAUUUCAUUGUGGAGGACUGGGAUGAAUCUGCAAUCUCACGCCUCACUCUUCGUCAAUCUGCCUCCGGCGUUUCUGCUAUGGACACUUUACACGACCGCACAGAGGAUCUCCAAUGGACCCUAGAUUGGACGUCUGUUUACGCCCGGGCAGUGGAUAACGUGACCGUCCUGACAGACACUUUUGACUCAAGAGGGACUCAAUUGACCUUGAACGGCAUGAUUGAAAAUUUCAUAUUGGACCCGAGUAGAAAAUUCGAUCAUUUGAGUGCUAGCAAAACUGUGCUGGAGAUAAGCGUUGAUCGCCCAAUGCUGAACGACAUAGACGAUGGAGCGGACGAUUUCGCUCAUCUAGUUACGACUCUUAUGUCCAAGAGCUCGGAUACACACGUUCCAUGGCGCUAUAUGGUUUUGCCUUUACAGUUCGCAAACACAUUCCUGGGUCUGAAGGGCAUUUCGCCGGAUCCAGGGUUGGAUUUCCUGGAGACAUACAACCACCUGGUCGACGAAUGGGUUGCGCUUCUGCCCCAUGGCGAAGAAGGUAUACCCGAUUUUACACGGGUUUUGAAAGAACGAUCUGUUCGGGGCAUUGCCCUGGACCUUCUUCUAGCUCGUCUCAUUCGUACAUCAAUACCCAAUGCAGAUAACAUGACCAGCGAGGUCGAAUCGACUGAUACGCAUCGGACUCGGCAGGAGCUCACGCCAUCAUCACAGGCCCAUCGUUUAAAAUUGUCAUCCUCCCAAAUGACAUCUACUCAGACGUCGAAUGGAAAAGAAAAGACCAAGAAAGUCCCGGCUACAAACUACACAGCUCUCUCUGCAUAUGCAGUGUUCAAACAGCCCCGUCCAAUGCCUCCAAAUGUGGCCAACUUGUUAUCCCAUUGGCAAAUGGGCGUCGACCCGGCCACAUAUGAAUGGCAGAAGAGCUCACGACUGCUUGAUGCAGAUGGGAACCAGACGACGACAAAGAAACCCCGGCAACGGCAUCGUAGGAGGAGAUCGCAGGCUUUGUCUGCUACUUCUACUGCUACUGCUACCACGAACGCACUUGCACCUGAACCUGAACCUACUUCAUCCCUGCCGCCGACUCCGGUCGCACCCAUGAUCCGUACUUGGGGCAGUCAGCCCGACCACCCACCGAUGCCUAUUCAAAGCAGCCAGCCCACGGUGGACGAUGUGCCCAUGACCCAGAUGGAACGAGGUCAAUUUGGAGCCCGUGAAGUCAAGAAGAGCAGCAAACCCAGGAAAAAGAAGCGAGCUGCUGGUUUCUAG